GACUCACAGUUGUUUUCGAAUGGUACAUGUUUCUAUUUGAUGCCGGCGAAAAUACCACAAGAUUCAUGUAGGAAACAAGACUACGCAACCUUGAAAUUCAACGGCAAGUCUAAAGGUGAUUUUAUUAUCUAAGAAUGACGUUGAUUUUGGUGAUUUUCUGUAUCUGACUGCGUUUAUGGCCAUUGCCACAUCCGCUUCCUAAAGGAUAACUAAUGCAUGGCUUAAGAUCACACUUCGGCAGAUACACUGAAAAUAUUGCUUGGGAGUUUUUCCUAGUGGUGGGAGUUUCUUUCGAGCUUAGAGGCUAAAUGAGGAACACACGGGUCUUCAAAAUUCGUGUCAAAGUGACAGAUACUCUAUUAUUUACUAGCGUCGGCCAUUUUCGUAUAUCAAGUACGAGUACAGCUGCCUCUUGUGUUGCACCGUUGAACGCCAUCCUCUGGAUAGUUAGGAGUCAAGUUGAAGAUAGCACAGUUUAAAAGGGGCCAGAGUCUAGACUAAUCGUUUUUUUGAGAACAAAUUUGCUGUUACCUACGUCAUGUAGGACUGCUAUUUUAAUGUUCAAUUGUUUUGUCUUCAAUGAUUUGUCUGAAGCCCCGGCGAUCCUCUUCGACGGCCUGGAAUAGUUGUCCAUCAUGAAUUACUCUUAUCAUAAAGAAGAACUAGACAUAGUAUAUUCUGAUGUGAAAUCUAAUAACAAUAAGCAAACAAUAAACUUAUCUUUUGUGGCAUUAAUGCAUUUUCUAACCAUUGAUACCAGUAAUGGUUGAAUUUCUCAUGGUUAAUGCCAAAUUCGAGCGAUCCUAUAAUGUCAGGUAAUGAACAGAACUUGGCUUCGACGAGUUCAAUUAACACAUGUUUUUAUCUUACAAAUAAACAAAAAAAAUCCAUCACGCAACUUGAAAUUAUCGAUUUUGGCUGAGCAAAAUUGGACUCGGUAGGUUAAGAGGUUAGCGAGGUUUCGGUUUCAAGAAACUUAAGCUUUAUAAAAAUCUUAGUCUUACUUUACUUUGAUGAUGUACGAAAUUCGAAUUAAAUGACACACAUCACGCUACCUUGUAACGAAGGAAAAUUCUUUUCGGCUUCGCUUGGUCGUGUACUAUGCGGAAUUUACCAUCCAUGGCGUAAAAAGGAAAGGAAACGAGGUUUAUUAAUGAGUUUAACGUUUGUUUAAAUAUUGGAGGAUUUGGGUAAAAUGUAAGUACAGAGAUUAACAGAGAUAUUUCUUUGAUUUCCUUAGGUAAUACCGAUAAAAGACGCUAUGCAAGACUCAAGGCAUUCCUAUCUUCCCAGCAUCGUUGUAAUGUUAUUUCUCACGAGAUUAGGUAAGGCUCUCUUUAUUUGUAAUGUAGUAACUUUUGCUACGAUAUGUUGUUUGAAUACAGGAACACACAUUCGGAGUAAAUAGGGUUUUGGCUAAUUUGUAAUGUUCUAAAGGAAUUUUGCAGAAAUCUGUUUAAUAUUGUCGCGUGUCGCUUUCAGAUUAUACAGUUCGUGUUCAUAGUUCCUUCAUUUAAUCCUCGUUCUGUGAUAAAAUUCGUUUCAUAAGGGCUCGUGAGAUAAGGUGAUACCAUUUGAAGCCGAUUGUUUUAAAAGAAUUCUCUGGCGCUUGGCUCCUGGCACGCGUUCAAGUUUUAGCCGCAGAUAAAAUUUACUGUGAUCGCCGCUGUUACUUAUAACCUCCAACACGUAUAUAAAAAAUGUUUCGUUUCAUAUUCAAUAGAAAUGUGUUUUAUCAUAAUAGCUUUGUGCUCCCUCAACAAACCAAUAUAUAACUAAAACUAUUUAACCUUUUCAACUGAUUAUUGUAAUUUCAUUAGGGUUUGUGGUUAUUAUUUGCUAAACGUGCUGUUCAGCUUUACUUGUUCCAAAUUUCCUUUGAGGCGCUAACGCGGUUGGGGUAAUCCAAAAGCUUUGUUAAAUUAACAUAUCAUUUUCUAUUCCUUGUUUGAAAUAAAGGAAAGUUUCUAAAUACUAACUCAAUCUCUCAUAUAUAUAAUAUGCUGUUAUUUGACAAAAAAAUUACUUUACCCUCAAAAAGUAAGUACUUUUGUUUUAAGGAGAACAAAAGUACAACAGCUAUCGGCAAAGAAUGUUUUUGAACAGAUAUGUUAGGAUAUUUCCUUGUAAUUAUAGUCCUUUCAAAGCCAGUGUGUAGUGACAGGUGUUUUCCAGCUGUUUGGGAAUUAACAAGAAGUAUCCAAUCAUAAUACACUCCAUGGGCCAAAUUUCAUCAAAUGGUUGAGUAACAUAUUUAAGAAUUUGAUAUGACUCUUCUAUUAUUUCACCAAGACUUGAAUUUUAUGUUAAUAAAAGGUACAGGUUUAACCUGUGGACUAAAUUAAAACAGGAAGACUAGAUGAUUUAGAAGUCCCCCAUUUCACCCGUGUGAAAAAUUGACAAAUUAUCAAGAUAAGGGCAUGGAAAUGGAUUGUAAGUGGGUGUGAAUGGAAGAGCCCAAACCAGAUGUCGUAUAGCAUACUAUGUCAGAGGAUUGUUUUGAUAUAUUUUCCUCAGUAUUGUGUUUGUUACUCCUCUAUGAACAUGUCUUAUUUUCAGAUUGCAAGUUAUAGAUUUAAGUCUCAAUCAAGGUAUUCUUGACCAAAAGGUAACAUUGUAUUAUUGUUUUCCGGAAGCAAAAUUGUCAAACAUAUCUUUCCAGCUUCCAUUUCUUAAAUGAUAAUAAUUAUAUUUAGAAUAAUAAUGAAUCUUUACUUAUUUGAUAAAACUUGAUCAAAUAUUAAAAUACAUAAUUAACUAAAAUAUUUCAAAAUAAUCGCUUGCAAUAUAAAAAUGUGCUUAUUUAAAUCUAAAAACCUAUUUACUACAAAAUCUAUUUUUAAAACAUUUCUUUUGUAUUUUUAGAAGUUAACAAGAGCUAUUUUAAUCACACAAAGCUGCAGACUGAUACCUGGACUUGAUCAAAAUAAUUUUUAGCCUUUGUCGGCUUGUGUUUUUUAUGAUGGGCUACCAAAAAAGUACUAGGAGAACACUGAUUUUUAGGAUACUAAGGAAGGAUAAAUACAGACAGACUGGUCUGGUUGCAUAAUUCAAUUACAGACUAAAUUUUAAGGCUCUUAGAACAAGUAGAGGUCAAAAAAAAGAACAAGCCAUGUCUAAAUUGGUAUCCUUUGGUUUAAUUUAGAGUUUACCAGAACAUUUCAAUGUGUGUCAUAAGGAAGUCUUCUCACACAUCAUUAUUUUUAUGAUUUUAUGUCAAUUUGUUAAAGUUAGAUUGAAUGUCAAAAGUAUACCAUGGCCAUAUAUGGUAUCAGACUUGCAGAGACUGAACUUUGUUUUUGGAAAUUUACCAGGCUUUUAAUCUGUAUGGACAUGCAGUUGGUGAACACUUUGUAAAAAUCAGUACUAUUAUAAGUGAAUCAGUCAAUCAAUCAUCGAUUCUGUAUCGAGGCGGUACUUACCAAACCACACGCAAUGUAAGUGAGUGCGGCACAUGCCUGUGGAUCACAGGUGUCAAGGACAUGCACAUAAGACACUUUUUCAUGCAUGACCUGGAGACAACUGAGGAUUAUUUGAUGUUAAAAAAACCAUAAUCCGAAAAAAGAGUGCAUUCAGUCAAGUGAAUGGUGCCAGGGCUUUGAUUCAGGUACCAGUAUUGCUGAUCCAAAGUCAUGCAUUUUCCUGUCUCUCUUUGCCAAGGAAUUUUUUAAGGAAAAAUUCAUCAGAUUUGCAACAUACAGGCAUUAAAUACCUUUCAAUAGUUAAUUACCAUCUUCAGGAUGUUGAAAAUUUGCUGUCAUUGCUAAUUUUUCAGGUGUCAAACAUCAUGUCAGGGCUUCAUUUCACAGCUUGCAAUGCACAUCACUCAAUGUAUAUUGAAGUGCUCUAUUCAUGUGAUCGAAAUUCAGUUAUAUUAUUCAUGAAAUUGACAGCUGUAAUUUAUCCAUAUGAAUACUUGUGUUUCUUAAAUUUUGAAUGUCGCAAUUUGUAGGGAUAGAAAGAAUGGUGCCCAUUUGGCCGUUGUAGAAGCCAGAAUAACAAAAAAAAAAAGCAUUUGCUGCAUCCAUAAUUUUUAGGUUAGCGACAACUAAGGAAUGUAAGAAAGAAAAAAAAAAUGGCUUGCAUACCUUCAAAUUAAAGAGAUCUGUCUUUUAAGUUGUAAUUUCCGGCUUCCAAGCAUACAGUGUUUGUAAUGAUUUCCGUGAGUUUUGCCAUGUUUGGAAAAAUGAAAACAAAUUUGUGAAGCUCUUCUGUCUUGUUGUCAGGAAAUCCCUACUUUCUUAGGGUAACAGCUUAAAUAGUCAUGUGGCAUUUGAACAAGAUGCCUCCAUGAUUCAACAUCUGGCAAGGAUACAUUGCAUUCGGCAUCCUUUGAAAUUUGCAACUUUGCCAAUGUGGCAAAUUGCAUUUUCAGAAUGAUCGCAACUCAUCAGAAUUUUUAGGGGAGAAAUCAAGGCAGCAUUGAUAGGAAAAUCAGACUUGUCUGACUUACGACAAGUUGGUAGGUAUGUUCAAGCCUGCAAGUAAUUUUUGUCUUUUGCAAUUCUCCAAGCCACUGAGUUGUUUUUAGUGGGCAAGACAUUGUUCAACUCAAUGUUUGAAUUGUAACUGUAAUUGGAAAGUGGAAUGAAUACCAGACCCUUCCUUGUUGGAUCUUUAUUUGACAUUUAGACUGCAAUUCUGUUAGUCUUCAUCAAGCAAUAAGGGCGAUUGUUUAUGUGCAGCCAUUUGUAGCAUGUUGGUUCACUGCUAUUGGUGCAUUUUGAUCCUCACAAAUAGCGACAUGCAAAUAAUCAACCUCAUUACCUGAUGAAGACUAGCAGUAUUGCAGUCUAAAUGUUGCAAUCAACAUCCAAAGUGACUCCAUUGUGAGACAAACAAAUAAAGUUCAUCUCCUAUCUUACACCACAAUGAACAAUAAACACAUUUUAAUUGACAUAUUUUUUGUAUUGUGAUCACCAUGGUAAGAGUGUUUGAUCUAGCCAAAUGUUUGCUCAUCAAAACCAGAAGUUUAUGGGAUAUUUGUUUGUUGACUGGCUUUUAUUUGCUGGCUUUAUAAACAAAAUACUUGAAUGAACAAAUAUGAACAUAUUCUGUACUUGUCAUUGACUUUCAGGGGCCUCACAGAACGUAGACAAUGAUGUUGCCUCAGAAACCAUGCCUGGUCCCAAUAACAAAGAAGCUGAUGACUUUUUAAAAGGGCUUUUGCAAAAGCCCAACUCCAAAGGAAGUCCCAAAUACCAUAUGUCAUCAGCUGAUGAGUUGAAUGAAGUGGUCAACACAAGAUUCAGGAAAGAAAUGGUUGUGUUGUUCUCAAGGCUUUCUGAGACUUACCAAUGUAAAAUACUUUCGGCUGUGCAGAAAAAAACACACUGUAGUAUGCCAUCUCUCAUUAAACCUCUUUCCAACCUGACAGAGAUGAAGCAUCCUGUAAAUGUCAGCUGUCUUCUCAAGGGAAAAAUGAAACUGAAGGAAUGUAGCUUUGCUCAUAAAACUUUCAUUGGUGAUGUCUUCAGCCACAAGCUUUUGGAUUUCUUUGCAUCACUUCCGGCUGCUUUUAAAUGCCAUGUUAUUAACACCAUUGCAUUGGCAUACAACAGGCAGCGUAGACGACAUCUUGCAUCUUCCAUCUCUGUCAGUCAAGUUCAAAAAGCUCUAGAGGACAUCUUUCCAUCUGUUACACUGGGGAACACUUGUGCUGAUAUAGAAAUGGAUCACUUAAUACCAUCAAUUCCUCCAGUCAAUAUCACAGUGAAUAUGGUAGGCAUUGAGAGGGAGUCCUGGCUAAAGCAUUUCUCAAAGACAGGUCCUGAUAUCUACAAGGCAUUCCUAGGGUAUGACUGGGAGACUCGACGAGGAAAAAUGCUCGGUUCUCCAAGCACUGCUAAAUAUUUAGCAGAGAAGACAGAAGAGAUAAACAGCGCUCAGCUUUCCAUUGUAGGAAAAGAUGGUCAUGAUGUUGCUUUUUCAGUACUGUUUUUAUUAAAAGUGAAGAGGAAGCAAUCCGAGCGAUUGCGUGAGAUACGGUCAACUUACAAGAUUGUACAGGCUUUAAAAACAAAGACUGAGGAUGAGCUACAGGAAAUUUUCAAUGCAACCAUCAUUAACAUUGGUUUAAGUGGACAGAAGUCUAACAUAACCAAAACCUCAUCAAAAACCAACACUUGGACACUGAAUCAAGUUAGCAAAGCAAAGCGUUUGUUUCCAGUUCACUUGUCUGGAUAUUACAAGGAACUGAGUAAAGCAGCGAGGUGUUUCAUUGUGCUUUACAUGUCACAUCAAAUCAAGAAGAGUCCCCAAGAAGCUGAAAUGUUCUAUGUCUCUUUGAGGCUUAUAUCAAGGAAGCACACAUGUUAUUAUACUUGGAGAAAAGGCCCUACUGAUGAUCCUGGCAGCAUAAUACCUGAGCGUUUUACCGCAAAAGUGACGCAGGCUCCAGUCUCGAAUAGCACAGGAAUACCAACAAAUGCCACAAUUAGCACUCUUAGUGCGAAUACCAUAAAUGAUGUUUCUGCCGCUAAGGUCCAUACAGAUGACUUCUCUUCUUUGGAAAUUGUACUUUUUGCACUGCUAGGAUUUCUUUGUUUUUCUGUUUUGGCGUUUACAGUUAACUGUGUAUUAAUGGCUGUCAGAGCAAAUGGAAGAUUUCAAAAGAAUGGUGCUGCAAAAACUGUGCUUCCAACUGGGAUGAGUCAUGAAGAUGGUACAAGUCAUGGUGGAAAUGGUUCUUCUCGGAUUUCUGAAAAGAAAGAGAGUUCUCAUCUUCCUGUUGCAGUGGAAACUAAAACAGGCCUUGGCAAGAUUUGUAAAAGUUUGCAGUGUGUUUCUCUUUCAGCAUCACAGAAAGCUAAUGACAGACUCAAAGUAAGAACUUGUUUAUCUCAAAGCUGUCCUAGUGCUCAAAACACCUCAGAAAAUAGAACAAACCCUAGGAUUCGCUCAGAAAAUGCGUAUUGUGUGGGUUAUUCAGCAAAAUCAAAAACAUUCAAGACAUUGUCAGGUGUAGAAAGAGACAGAGAAAGGAAAGACUCUUCAUCAGAAUCAGAGAGAAGGUCCUUGAAGUGUGACACUCAAAGCUCCAAGAGAGAGCUUGAUAUUCACAGUAUGAAGGACAAUGAUAGAAUUUUAGAGUCGCAAGGUAGAGCCAUAAGUUACUGUAGUAUAUCUGAUGCAAGUUGCAGAGGACAGCCACCUUGUGUUACACAAAGUGGUUGUCUGCCAUCAGAACAAUCCCAUGAAACAGUUGUUGUUUUGUUAGAUUGUGCAGGAUUGAAGGAAGCGCAGGUUUGACCCUGGCCGGCCCCACUGUCACUGCUGGAAUCAUUGCUAUAUUUAAUGAGAUUGUUGAAAUAUAAAUUUAAUUAUUUAAUUAUAACGUACUUGACCUUGUUGGUACAAUUAAGGAAAGCUGCCAGACCCUUUUAUCCAACAGAUGUAUACUCUUUUGAAGGUCAAAUUGGUCCUAAAUGUUUUUUUUAACUUCAAUGUGGCAAGAUUUUUACUCAGUGCUUGGGCCUUUAGUUCAUUAUCUUAGAAUGAAUGAGGUGAGUUUCAUUUGCACAAAAAGUUCUCUGUGGAUCCAACAAUAUGACUUUAUUGACAAGAAAGAAAGAAAAUAAUUUAAAAACUUGUCACUACUUUACUCAAUGGCCAAUUCUUUGUUUGGAAAUUGUUUCCCCAAUUAAGGCCAAGAAUAGUUAAAUUUAUUACCCUCUUGCAAAGAUUGGUUCUUGGAGUAUUGUCUAAUAUCCAUUACAUUAUAUCUCCAUGUAAGGUUUUGGUCUGAGAAUGAUCAACAGGGGGGAGGGGUGUGGUAGAGAGCCAUGAGCUUCACCUCCAUCACCCACCUCUUCCUUUCUUGACAUCACCUGUCAGAUCUCAAGGUAAUAUUUAAUUUUUUUUUAUUUGUAAACCAAAGGAAUGUUUAAAAUGUAUUAUCAGUAAAGUUUUAGUAAUUGUUGUGAAACUUUUUUAAAUACUAAAUGUUUAUUCAGAACUCCAAGACCAUCUCUAGUGAUUGUCUCCCACACUAUUCUGCCAUUCUUGGUGGCAGCAGCAUUCCAUUACAAGCCAGCUGUUGUUUUACUUGUUUGUACCAGCCAAAUUUAGUAAACCACGGCAAUAACAAGCCAUUUUUUCAUCCGGUAUGGAUUAGGGAAGAUUUAGUCUAAUUUGGUUUUAUUUUUUUCUGCAAUCAGCUACAAUCACCUUUACUUCUCUUCAUUAACUUUUUUUUGUUUUCUUGGAUUGUUAUCUUCUCUUGGAUUAUUAUUUCUAGUAAAUGUAGCCAGUAUGGCCCCUUGCACUUGUGGUUGUGAGUCAUUUUAUUGUAGUCAUCUUGCCCCCAAACUGUAUGACCUUGCCUUAAGUGUAGUCAAUGUUGCCUCACAUGAAACUAAAUGAAGUUAUCAAUUUUUUCACUCAGUGAUGCAACAAACUUGUCACCACUUGCCACCAAAUGGCUAUCACUGGUAUGAUUACAGACUGAAUUGGACUCCAGUCAGUCCUAUCACCAUUCCAAAUUGGACUCCACUUUAUAGUCUUACUAUAAGCUUUUCCUUAGUAGCUAUCUUAGUGGAAUUUAUUGGCCUCAAGUGUCAAAAGCUAUGGUGAUCCUUAGGCUGUGUUUUUACACAGAUAAAACCUUUUAUUUUUGUAGCAUUUCUCUCACAUGUGCCAGCAGGAUAAAAUAUCAGGAAGACGCCAGCAAAAAGAUUAAACACACUGUAAUGCUACUUUACAGAAAUCAUAUCUGUAAAUAAGUGUCUCAGUUGUAAGGGUUAAAAUCAGAUCUAGAGUCAGAGUAACCUAAUCAUUAUGAAAUUGUCUCUAAAAUGUUUAAAACUUGAUCCUGUAUGUCCUCACUUUGAAGGCACUUCAGUACUCUAGGUGCUCAAACACAGCUCCCUCUGUUGAUUGUUCGAACAGAUCACUAAGAGAUGGACAAAAGAGGAGUGAUACUUUCUCAUGUCUCAUAUUGGCCAUGUUGCUAUGGAAAACUCAUGAUGGUUACCGCUGUAGACAAAUUUUAAGCUC
Messenger RNA from Pocillopora meandrina, 8997 nucleotides. NCBI's taxonomy places the organism in Eukaryota, Metazoa, Cnidaria, Anthozoa, Scleractinia, Pocilloporidae. The record is from the annotation of a GenBank genome assembly.